Messenger RNA from Beauveria bassiana ARSEF 2860, 1230 nucleotides. RefSeq names its product serine/threonine protein kinase. The transcript has a single exon. Gene Ontology annotation, cellular component: mitochondrion. The coding region runs from base 1 to 1230 and encodes 409 amino acids. Lineage: Eukaryota; Fungi; Ascomycota; Sordariomycetes; Hypocreales; Cordycipitaceae. The record is from RefSeq and is a predicted model, not a curated record.
AUGUCGGCUCAACAAGAGGGCGGCCGUUGGUCUACACUUGAUGACUUGGAGCCAACCGACAAUGAGCUUCACCAAAACAUUACUCGAGUUAUCGAGACUGCCAACUUUGAGUGUCUCCAAGAUAUUGCAGUUUUAGCACGCGGUGUCGAAUUUGCUAAAGCCGGUACGGCCAUCAUCGACACGAAAUCCUUCACCUUUGGAUGGAAUAAUGUCGUAUUCAAAAUCACCUUCUCCGACGGCAUCAUCUGGAUCGCUCGCAUUUGCCAUGCCUUGAAGCAGGGCAAUGAGAAUAUUGAAGCAGACAGAAAGAGUAUGCUGAGUGAAAUUGCCACCCUAAGAACCCUGCGCCGGCGGACAACGAUUCCUGUACCCGAUGUCUUUGCCUUUGAAGCAUCCGCUUCGAAUGACUUUGGCUAUCCAUACAUGUUGAUGGAAUGCCUCGAGGGAAAGCCACUUGGCACUUCUAUGGCAUUCGGAGUACCAGUCAAACACCACCCACAAGUUGCAAAGCAGCUGGCAGAAAUUCUGUUUCAGCUUCAGAAUCUUUCCUUUGAUAAGCUAGGAAGGAUCUGGUGCGGGGAAAGCUGCGAUGAGUCCCCCGAAAUCAUUCCAUACGAGGAUGCGGAACCAGCAGCGGCACCGUUGGCAACCUCGCUCGAAUGGUUCUACAAACACAGGCAAGAACAAAACCGAAAGGCUCUCGAGCCACAUGCCCAGGACCCCGAGUGGCGCACGGCAUGCUGGAUCUUGAAAUCGGCCAUGGCCCAAAUCAUCAUCGAAGACAGAAUGUACGGCCCGUUUCCGCUUUGCCAUUUUGACUUGCACUUUGGAAAUCUUUUAUUUGACGACGAGUACAAUCUGACGGCAGUCCUUGACUGGAGCGGUGCUGGCACAGCUCCAUUGGAGAGACUAGCAGUCACUCCAGAAUUUAUCACAUUUCCGGGAAUCACAGACGAGGAGAAUCAAGUCAUUCUCGACUUUAGAGGGCUUGUUCGUGACAAUCUUCGAGACUUGGAAGCGCAGUCGCGAGAGUCGGCUUCAUCCUCUGGGUCCAAAACGGCCCUCUCGGCGAUUCUGGGGACAAGCCGAGCAGAUAUUACCCAUCGCUGCACAUACAGUUUUCCGCAUCGCGCCUUCUGGGACGGUGGUUUGGUGGCCAAGCUCCUGUACAAAGACACUGUGUCAUGGGAGCAGUUGGUGGCCAUGUAUGGAGGCUCCGAGGUGUAUUAG